Anoplophora glabripennis (Asian longhorned beetle) is the source of this 4782-nucleotide messenger RNA. Its product is annotated as contactin-associated protein-like 2. The transcript is spliced from 13 exons. The record is from RefSeq and is a predicted model, not a curated record. The coding region runs from base 90 to 3275 and encodes 1061 amino acids. NCBI's taxonomy places the organism in Eukaryota, Metazoa, Arthropoda, Insecta, Coleoptera, Cerambycidae.
AACACAACCUGCCCAGCCAGAUAGACGUACGUUCUCCGUCCGAGAAAGACUUCAGUUUCAGCAUCAAGUACAGAGAGUUCAACGCCGAGAUGUUGCAGGAGCUCGUCUCUCAUUCCCUUAACUGCAGCCAGUACAUCAAGUACGACUGCCAGAGGGCGCCCCUGGAGCUGCAUUCCGCUACUUGGUUCAUAAGUUCGGCAAAUCAGACCGUCGAUUUUAUUGGAGAUGUGAAAAAGGGUACAUGUCCCUGUUCUAUAGGAAAAAAGUGCGAAAAUAAAUCGCAAUGGUGCAACUGCGAAGACAUCGAGGAUGACAAGUGGUACACAGACGACGGGUACUACACAAGCGGAAAUAGUCUGGGCAUCACCGAAAUGGUUUUCAUACAGCAGCGCGACCUUCCCGCGGAUGCCCUGGGAAGGAUAACGCUGGGUCCUUUGGAAUGUGUGGAGACGAAUACACAGCGAUAUGUUGUUACUUUUACGACAAGCCAGUCGUACAUAGAAGUCCCUGGUUGGCGAAAAGGAGAUUUGGCGUUCUCUUUUAGAACAACAGGCAAAAAGGCCAUUCUUUUAUACCAGCCCCCAAUACGACCAAAUUAUCCUAGCUUCAUGGUUGCUUUAACAAGUGACUUUCAGCUGACGUUCAAUUUCACGCUAAACACCGGUGUAUCUAAAGAACUUGUAAUAGAUUCCGGUAGAAAGCUAAACGGAGGCGAAUGGCACAAAGUUUGGAUAGAUUACAAUAAGUACCACGUGAGAUUCAUGAUUAACGAGGACUCCCAAAUGGUUAAUCUAAAACCAGAAGAAGAAUUUGGACCUUUUGAAGGGUCUAUGUUUAUUGGGGGAGCCAUAAGUGACCUCCUUGACCCGAAAUCGUCCGUGCACCAAGGUUUGAUCGGAUGUUUUCGCGGUUUAGUUGUCAACGAAGAAAUCUUGGAUAUUUACAGCUACAUGAGCGUCCACCUGAGUGAAAUAAUCAAAGACUGCAAGCCUUCCUGUGUUCCAAACCCAUGCCAGAACGGAGCUCACUGUAAGGAGCUCUGGAGCAACUUUGAGUGUAUCUGUCCAAAUCGAUGGGCUUACAGCGGAGAACAUUGCGAAACUAAUAUCAACACGAACGCCAUUACUUUCACCCAUCCAGAGUCAUUCUUACGGAGGAACUACUUGACCAACGACACAAGCUUAGAGAAAGGCGUUUUAAAGAAAAUGUUCCAAGAGCAGAUAUUGGUGAACCUCCGCACGUACGAAAACGUGGCUCUGAUAUUUUACGCAAACGACCAUUUGAACAAUUUCGUUCACCUGUACAUCGAAAAUGGAACGCAAGUUGUGUUUUUGUUCAACUACGACAAUGAGAUUCAUAACGUUACCGUGAAUUAUUCAGAACUGAACACAAGCAAAUCGAUUCAAAUAGCUAUAGAGCGCGACGAAAAUAAAACAACUUUGCACGUGAACGACCAAAAUAACACCAUCGCUGCCGGUGUGAAACUUAUACAGGAAUACUCCAAUAAACCUUGGAUAAACCCUGAAAGAGAGGUGUUUGCACCACAAAGACCUCCGGCUCCUCCCACGGAAUAUUUCCAACUCAAUCUGGGCGGUUUUGACCCUGAAACUUUAUUAAAGGUCUCUGAAUACCCACCGAAAUUACCAGGAUACGUAGGUUGCCUAAGAGGACUUAAAAUCGGCGAUACCCUAAUGGAUUUACCGUCCAAGGUCAACGAAACAGAUGACAAAGGUGGAUUUAUUGCCUUUAACUUUAAUUUUUCUCUUCCAACUGUUUAUAUUUUAGGAGUUAUUGCCCACUGCAACAUGAAAUGCGACGAGGUUCCGUGCAAGCACGAGGGUAUCUGUAUUGAAGACUUUCGAAACCAAGAGCAUACAUGCGAUUGCGAACACACUAGCUACUACGGGGAGUUCUGUUCCGAAGAGAAAGGAGCCGAAUUUAAUGGAGAAUCAAUACUGUGGAGAGAGUAUGUUCUAAAUGGAUCUGUAGACCACGUUAAGUUCCAGCUAGCGUUUUCCACAGUUGACGUCAGGCAGAAGAAUACUAUAUUGUUGCUACUUCAGACGGAAAACAAUCGGAGUUACUAUCUACUAGUGGGCUUAAGUCUGGAAGGAUAUCUUACAGUUCAGGAAGAUAGAGAAGGUGCUGUGUUUUCAGCGACUGUUAAUAAAAAGAAUUUUAUCAAUGGUGCUAGGCACUCCGUCUACUACAAAAGAGAUGCUAACGAUUUCGAACUGUACAUUGAUAGGGAGUUGACACCAAUGAAACAAAUCCCAGCUCAAAAAUUUACCCACAUCCCCGAAUUGGGCGCUAAUGAAGUCCAUAUUGGUGGACAUGACACUAAUGAUCCCAGGUUUGCCAUUUACAAGAGAUAUAGUGGAUGUCUGUCAAAUAUUUUCAUUGAAGUAAAUGAACACACUAUGAAGCCAUUAGAAGAAUACAUGCUUUUUACGAGUAAUGGAGCUGAAAAAGUCAACGUAUCCAAUCAGCAUGGAGUCAGAAGUGCACAGUGUAGUGCAGACUUUGAUGUUAUCCACGAAAAAACUCCACUAACCACGAAUCUCAAUAUAAGUCAGGGUGCUGAUAAAACAUGGGUACAAGAUGCACCUCAGCGCAAACCAUACCACUCAAUAUACUCCACAACUACCGAAGAAGAAGAUGGCAAAGAGCAGCUUAUCGUCAUAAUUCUGGCAUCAUUUUUCCUGUUGGUUAUAAUCAUUUUUGGCUACCACAUCUACAUAACUGACAAAAGGUAUAAAGAGAGAAAGGAAUUUGAGACUGACGCUAGUAUAAUACUUUCCAAGCAGCAGGCAGCAAUACUUCAGGAAAAUAGUAAACCCCCCAGUGACACGGAUGAAGUGAAACCACUUACGCAAAAUGGUAAACUACCAAAUGCAAAUGGUAAUGGUACCACUGCAAACGGUAAAAAUAAACAUGAACCCAUCGUUGAAAAAGCUGUUGUUGAAGUUACACCGAUUCCAGAAGAAGUUCCACUGAAACCAUUGAAGGCAGACAGUAAACGAGAGAAACAGAGAAGAAUAAGUUUCAGAGACAGUGCCAGCGAAUUGGCCUGGGACAAUCCUGAAGAAGCUUCCGACCUCUUAAGCCCUAUGCCUGAAGAGGACGAAGAUGAAGAAUCCGAAGAAGAAUUGAGUCUAAAACCUGCUAUACCAGUACCAUUAACACCAUCGGCACGACGUCUAAGGAGCCCACCACCACAUAGCAACCCAUUGGCAACUCAACUGCCUUAUAUGAUAGAUGAGAUGGGGGCUUAAAUUAAUCAACAGUCAUAACAAAAUCAUUAUUUUCAUUCACGUUGGGUAAUGGUUCAUUUUGGAUGAUUUUAUCAAAUAAUCAAACAAAAAUAUUGAUAGAUGUAGACAGACAUUCACAAAUUUCAGGAAAAAAUCUUAUGGAAGUUCAUGAUGAAACAGAAAAAUUGGUAAAAUCAUUCUCAGUUGUAAUUUGGAGUUUCCAAAAUUUAAUAUCUGUGGUUGUCAGUUAUCUGUGGUGUAGGAUUAUUUGUUGAGAGUGGAUAUUAUAUUUCUUGUCAACUAAUGACUGAUGUUGGUUAAAAAUUAUAAAAGUAUUUAAUAAACAUAAUCAUAUUUUUGUUUUAUUUUUAACAGGUUCGAUGAUCGUCAUGUCAGAAUUUUAGUUCUCUUAUUUCGUUUAAUUAUCAAAUAAUAUGUUUUUCUUGCAAAAGGUAUCAUCAAGCUUGUGAAACAUCGAUGUAAAUACAAAAUAAAAACAAUGGCAUUUUGCUAAACUAGAUAUUCGUAUAGUGCAAGCAGUAGAACUAAUAUGUUUGUAAUAUUUGUCUGUACCAAAUAUGUAUCAUCCUCAUAGAAUAACCUUUUGUUCAUGUGGCAUGUUAAAUUGGGUGGUGUUUUUUAAUUAACAAAAUGUAACCAUUCAAAUCAAAGAAUUCGUGAAUUGUCAUUGUACAGACCCUGCAUCAAACACACAGCUUAAUCAGAAAUAUCAAACACAUUAUUCUUAAAAAGAAACAUUAAAAGUAAUCCCUUUAGGCUUCUGUACAUUACUAGCGAUUUUUCCAUUAUUGAAACUUUCAAGUAAACAGCUUUAAAUUUGAAAGCUGUUUCGUGUUUGUAUGUUGCUUUUUCGCUUUCAUUUCUCCCGUAGAGUCGAAAUGAGGUACUUGUAAUUGGAGUUUCAUUGGGGAAGACGAAGAGGUUGCCGAGCAGCUAAGGAAGGAGGGAUUGAAGGGGACAUUUUUGCUCUUUGUUAAAAACUAUCUGACUAGGAGCAAGGUGCGUCAUCCAUAUUUCACGUUGCUUGCGCCUCACAUUUUUUCUGAGGGUUUGGACCGUCAUAGUAAAAUUUCCCAUUGACAGUUUCACAAUGAGUGCAAUGAACUUUUUAGCCUGAAAUGUGGAUGAACAAUAAGUAGAUAUUGCAUUAUGACAAUAAUAAUUCUUCUUUCCUUAUCGUGUAUUUCAUUGACUCUAUCGGUGAAACCAAAGAGAAAACACCGCUGACAGCAGGCCUAAGGGAAUUAAGACUUAUGAUAUCAAUAAUUGUUUUAUAUGCAUAUUUUUGGAACUUUGGCAAAAAACUUAUUUUAAAAAUUAAAUCGCUUUUUAACCUUCCGUCAAAUAAAUAGACAUAUCGUACUUUAUUGCUGCAUCAAUUACAAAUUAUCGAUAAUAUAUUCAGAAAUAACUAAAUUUUCGGGGAGCAUUUUAUAAAAAAAGAAACAAAACAUUCAGCAAUUCAUUAAAAUUAAGAUACAAACUUGAUUAAUACUGAAAAUCCUCC